AUGUACAUUGGCCACAGCGUGAAUCGUGAAGGAAACGUGCUUCUUAAAAUACUGUCAGCUAUUAAAAAAAAAAAAAAUCACUAAAUUGAGAACGCAGAAGGACUUAUUCGUUCGAAAGUUUCUAAAACGAACUAUUUACAACGUUAUUGUCUUCUGUUUAGCUUCACAAGUACUGUCUAAAGCUAAAUGUUUUUGCAAAAAUCGCUAACCGCUAGAUUAAAUUCUUACCGCCUGAAACCUCAAUCGCCCGAGCGCCUCUUGUUUUCUGUCUAUAACACGCUGCUUCCGCUGAGCUUCAAGAUGAUAAGCAAUCAUUUUUCGGCUCCCGAUUGCCUUCCCGUAGGACUUAAGUAGAAAAUGUGGGCACUGUAAAGUAGCUUUUAUUAAUGCGACGCCUUGAACAGGUUACUUACAAAAACGUUAAGGCUCUGCCUGUUAAGGUCUCGUGGGACGUGCCAGCCAUAGAAAGAAUACCGCGCCGCGCUAAUAAACGAGAUUAAAGGCUUCUCUCUAAGGCGUAGAAUGAAAACUUUUGUUUACAAAAACCCGAUUGAAAAAUACAUUAGACAAAGCACUUAGUUUGCAUACAAACAAGCCCUUUGUGCUUCUCUAAGAGCUCAUGUACAUUAAAUCACGAAGUUGAUGUUUUUAGUGUAAAAAUACACACCCGCGAGUGGCAGGAGAAAAAGUUGAAUCCUUACACACAAAUUUUUUGGGAGAAAUUAAAAUGAUUCAAAUAUUUUUGUGUAUAAACACAUUGUAUAAUGAACUCGCUUGAUAUGUUUACAUUACGCUAGAAAGCCAUUGACUUGUUCACAAACCAAGCAAUGGCCUCCCAAGAGAGAAAGCCCUUAAAAUAAUUACUUAUGGAACAAUCGAGUGCAAACAAAGUGUUAACAAGACCUGUCCGUGACUUCUGAAGUCAAAGAUCUGGGAUUUUGCAAUCCUUUCGCCAAUUACAAAAGGUUCGAAAACGCGAUCUUUUAAGCGCUGCUGUACAUGAUUAAACGAAUGUUUUUGGCCUGAUAAUGUAUCACGAGGCUUACCACCAAGAGGCACAGAGAAGACAGAGAGUUAUUGACAGAAAACACCUUGCUUUGGAGCGGCUUAAAGAACAAUACACCCGUCAGCUUCAGGAACUAGGCAAGAAUCAAAAGACAAAAGAAAAACAAACCGGGAAAGACGAGAGGACUGGAACUAGAGCUGGGACACGCUCUGGCACGCGUUCGCAAACGCGCGCCACCACGCGCGAGGUGCACUCGCGUGACACCCUCUGGCUUCCAGACAUUUGUCAAACCACAACUGGCAGAACGUACUACCAGCUGUUUCCGCCAAAACCGAAGCCACUGCACCAAUGGCGUGACUUGAAGAACCGCAUUAGACACGACUACAACCUGGUGCCACUACCAUAUAAGGAAGAGGACGUGGUCAAAAGAUAGCU
Messenger RNA from Orbicella faveolata, 1441 nucleotides. RefSeq lists its product as uncharacterized. NCBI's taxonomy places the organism in Eukaryota, Metazoa, Cnidaria, Anthozoa, Scleractinia, Merulinidae. The record is from RefSeq and is a predicted model, not a curated record.